GUGGUCAUGAUGGUCAUGGUGGUGGUCAUCACCUGCCUGCUAAACCACUAUCGCCUCUCGGCCCGCUCCCUCCGGUCCAGACAGGCCCAGACGCGCAGGAGACACGUGCCGCUCGCCAGCGAGGGCGGUCAGUGGUCCUCCGACGGCACGGGGACGAGCAGUGGUCUGAACGAGCAUCAGGUGUUCAACCCACGUCCUCUGGACCGAGGAGUCUCAUCCUACCUGCAGCGCGACCCGCAGCACAGCCAGCCUCCGCUCCAAUCUCAGCGCUUCCAGCACACGUACGCCCCGAGCCGGUUCCAGCCGACGUACCCCUACCUGCCCCAGAGCCUCGUCGAUCUUCCCCCCACCAUCUCGCUUUCAGACGGCGAGGAACCUCCGCCGUACCAGGGGCCCUGCACCCUGCAGCUCAGAGACCCCGAGCAACAGAUGGAGCUGAACCGCGAGUCGGUCCGGGCCCCUCCCAACCGUACAGUGUUUGACUCCCACCCCCUGGACCCGUCCAACUCCUGCCUGCAGGCCAGACUGCAGGCUCCGCCUCCAAGCGUCCAUUCAGGCAUCAGCGUGCUGGAGGAGGCCUUGUCUCGGCAGCACAAACAGGGCUCUGGAGUUGAAGGAGCUCCUCCGACCUACAGUGAGGUCAUUGGGCACUACUACCACCCAACGACCCUGACCUCCAACCAUCAGACUGUAUCGUCCUCACAGGCAUCCCCGACCACCCUCAUACACGGUCUACUCAGACCUCUGCCUCAGCAGCCAGGAAGUGUGGACAACAGGAACACAAGGAACACAAAGGAGAAAUCCCAGAAGCCCCAGCAGGUGUGA
Nematolebias whitei (Rio pearlfish) is the source of this 825-nucleotide messenger RNA. RefSeq names its product protein TMEPAI-like. Gene Ontology annotation, molecular function: R-SMAD binding. Gene Ontology annotation, biological process: negative regulation of transforming growth factor beta receptor signaling pathway. Lineage: Eukaryota; Metazoa; Chordata; Actinopteri; Cyprinodontiformes; Rivulidae. The record is from RefSeq and is a predicted model, not a curated record. Gene Ontology annotation, cellular component: early endosome membrane; Golgi membrane. The transcript has 4 exons. The coding region runs from base 7 to 825 and encodes 272 amino acids.